Molecule: messenger RNA, 834 nt
Organism: Diabrotica balteata
Lineage: Eukaryota; Metazoa; Arthropoda; Insecta; Coleoptera; Chrysomelidae
Source: the annotation of a GenBank genome assembly
AUGAGAAAGCAAAUUAUCCGUACAGCCCUGGUUCAGAUGCAGGUAGGAACAGAACUAUGUAAAAAUUUAGAAAAUGCUUCGAAACAUAUUGCUAAAGCCAAAGCAGGGGGAGCAGAAUUGGUAGCAUUACCAGAAUGUUUUAAUUCUCCGUAUGGCACCAAUUUCUUUAAACAAUAUGCAUCUGAAGUCCCGAAAAGUUCAACAUGUGAAAUGCUAUCGAAAGCGGCUAAAGAAAAUUCAAUUUAUUUGGUGGGAGGUACAUUUCCCGAAAUAGAAGAUAAUAAAUAUUAUAAUACUUGUACAGUUUGGAAUCCUGAAGGACAGCUUAUAGCAAAAUUUAGGAAGAUGCAUUUAUUUGAUAUUGAUAUUCCCGGAAAAAUAACAUUCAAGGAAUCAGAUAUUUUAACUGGUGGUAAUCAACUUGCUACCUUUGAUAUGAAUUGCAUUAAAGUGGGACUAGGAAUUUGCUAUGAUUUAAGAUUUGAGGAACUGGCCAAAUUGUAUAGAUUACAAGGAUGCAAAUUAUUGAUUUAUCCAGCUGCCUUUACGGUAACUACCGGACCACUUCAUUUCGAACUAUUACAAAGAUCUAGAGCACUAGAUAAUCAAGUCUUUGUAUGUGGAAUAAGCCCAUCUAGAAACGAGAAAGGAUUCCGAGCAUAUGGUUUUUCACAAGUAACUAGUCCAUGGGGUAAGGUUUUAGCACAAGCCAAAGAAACAGAAGAUAUUAUUUUUUCUGACUUGGAUUUCUCAGAAUGUGACGAAGUCAGAGCUCAAAUACCGAUCUUUGGGCAGCGAAGAACUGACGUUUAUGAUACUGUACUGAAGAAAUAA